AUGGCGCGCGUGGGCAGCCCUGACACCAACUCCUUGCUCUCCGCCCACUCCAGGCCAUCCACUCUUCACUCCCUUCGCCCUCCCCAUACCUGCAAUCUCGACACCUUCACCAGCAAGGACUUCAUCGUCAAAGACUUUGUAGAAUCGCUAUCCGACUCCGCCGUCCCCGCCGCAAGACGGUCGGCGCCAACUUCGGGCAGCCAAACCAAUGCGCAAGCCAGUCAAGCAUUCGACCCCAAGCCGCUCAUUCGAACCUUCGAACACGCCCUCAACCGGCUCAAGAAUCUCAGCGAGGACCUUCAAGAGCGCGAAGAUGAGCUGAGUGCGGGCGUGCGCCGCGCAGAGGGCCAGCACAAUGGCAACAUCAAGUCGAGAGAACAGGAGUUGGAACGGGCAAUCGCCAACUUCAAUCGCUUAGAGCGCACGUUGGAUGGGGACAGCGAUGGCGAUGAUGGCGGGAACGCUGCCAUGCGCAUCGGUGAGCGACUGGAGGAGUUGGACCGGCAAAGGCAACGUGCACAGGAUGCCAAAUUCAUUCUCCAAUGCUGGCUUGAGGUCAGCGAACGUGGCGAUCUUUCGAGCUUGGACGACGUGCGCAAGAUGGGUGGCGGCGAGGGCAAAGUCCGCUGUGCUCAUAUAGCGCGACAGCUGCUCAAGAUGUCGCAACGCCUGGACAGCACUGCGGACACACCAAAGACCAAUGGCGUGCAUUUCCCGAACGGAGUCAAUGGCAACACGAGCGAGGGAAACACGCCGAACGGGAGCAUGAGACGGACGAAAGGUGGCAAACAGCCCCGAGAGAUUAUCGAGAAAUUCUUGGAAAUGCUUGAGAAGGAUCUCUUGAAAUCAUUCGACGAAUUCUACCGCCGACAGAACUUUGACGGUAUGCGCGAGUGCGCAGUAGCGUUGCAAGACUUUGGUGAGGGCAACUCGGUCAUUUCACUCUUUGUCAACCAGCACCAGUUCUUCAUCGACAGAUCGCAGCUUGUGACGGACGAGUUGCUCAUAGACAACGAGACCUGGGACCGCCUCGCGGAUCCCGACACGGAACCACCGGGCGUCGAGUCCAGUCUGCAGAGCCUCAUCGACGAAGUCAAGUUGGUCGUCCAAGAGGAGAGCUUCAUCAUAAAGCGCGCGUUUCCCUAUUACGAAGAGGUACUCGCUCGUUUCCUGCAACGAGUGUUCCAGCAGUCGAUACAGCAACGCCUGGAAAUGGUACUGAACAAGGCGGAUAGCGUCUCGUCUCUUGCAUUUCUACGUUCGUUGCAGGCUUCAAGAUCUUACAUUGCGACUCUGGUAGAGGACCUCAAAUCUCACGGUCUGACCGAAUAUCCCGAGCCAGCUUCUUCUGUGACUGCUGCCGUACUGGAUCAGCAGCUUGACGAACUAUUCGUACCAUACUUCACUGGAACAAGUUACAUUGAGCGGGAGAAGCGGAACUUGGGAGAGCUUUUUGAGGGUCUUCUCUUCAAGUUCACCCUGUACCAUUCUCGCAAGCGGAGGGUCCAUGUGCAAUCAAACUCGUAUCUCGGAGCAAUUUCUGCAAGAAGCAAAGAAUUCAUCAGCAGCGCCCGGGAUGCUUACAUGGAACGUCUGGAUAGCGCCGACUUGCAGGCAGGCCAGAAGGCUAUGCUUCUUCGCAUUGCCGGCCUGCAUGCCAAGGAGAAUCCGACUGCCGGCGAGAUAGACGUCACGGAUGAGAACGGCCAACUGAGUCUGCCUUUCACCAAACGCAUGCUGAAAUGGCUUGCGGAAGGCGUGGGCCGAGGACUCGAGUUGGCAGGUGGAGGUAACGAAACGCCCAAAGAGGUCCGAGAACUACUCCAUCUGCUCAUUUCGCACAUGGGAGAAACGUAUCUUGAGACUUCCCUGGACGCCGCCAUCGACUCUGCUGCAGCCGCGGAAGCGAGCACGAAGGCUGAACCGGAUCUCAGCUAUAUCACAGAUCUACGCACCGCAGUGAGCGUCCUCCAUCUCAUGCUCACCACCACACAAGUAUUACUACUGCCGCUAGCGGCCACCAAUUUGACGAUUCGCAGAGAUCUCCAGAAGACGGCUAGUAACUUCACCGAUCGAAUGGAAUCCAAGAUUGAUACUGUGCUCCAAAAGACUAUUGAUUCUGCACUUGCCUGGACCGGCCGACUUCUGUCGAGCCAAAGGAAGACCGACUUCAAGCCCAAAGACGAUGCAACGCUACAGCUUGACCAAUUGCAAACAUCAACCUGCCAAUCCAUCUAUAACUUCCUUGGCCGCCUCCACUCUCGGGCGAAGACAGCGCUCUCUGGUCGUGUGCAAGACUCUUUCUCCAUGGAGCUUGCUAUUGGCCUGCGGAGCCUUCUUCUUCAACACUUCAAGUCAUACCAGGUCUCCCUUACAGGUGCCUUGGUUGUGUCGAAAGACAUUACGAAAUACAUUGAACUCCUCCGUUCGUGGGAAUUGCCAACGUCCUUUGACCCCAGCCUGGAGGUGCUGACCGAGAUCGCCAAUCUCUUCGUUAUUGGACCAGAGGCACUUCGAGAUCGACUCAGGAAUUUCGGCAAUGGCGCGGGCGGGCUUCAGGGCGUCGAGAAGGCAGACUUGAGGCCAUAUGUGCUCAGACGAGAAGAUGCACACAGUGUUGGAGUUCAAGCUGUGCUCAAUGCUCUUUGA
This is a messenger RNA of Lecanosticta acicola, 2649 nucleotides long. The record is from the annotation of a GenBank genome assembly. NCBI's taxonomy places the organism in Eukaryota, Fungi, Ascomycota, Dothideomycetes, Mycosphaerellales, Mycosphaerellaceae.